UCCACCACCUCCACCGCCGGAGACGACUCCAAGCCCCCCCACCGCCUCUCCUACACCCUCCUUCGCCGUGCCACCAACUCCUUUUCUUCCCCACUGGGCCAUGGUGGCUUCGGCACCGUCUUCUCCGGCACCCUCCCUCCUCCGGCGAGAACCCCCGUCGCAGUGAAGCUCAUGGACCCCACAACAACCUCGCAGCAAGGCGAGCGCGAGUUUCACAACGAGCUCUUCUUCGCCUCCGUGCUCCGCCAAUCCCCCCACGUCGUCGCCGCCGUGGGAUUCUCAUCGGACCCAAAACGGCGCCGUUUCCUCCUCGUGUACGACCUCAUGGUAAACGGAAACCUCCAAGACGCUCUAUUGCAUAGAAAGUGCCCUGAACUCAUGCAGUGGAACAAGCGCUUCUCUGUUGCAUUGGACAUAGCAAAAGGUGUUCUUUUCCUUCAUAGUUGUGACCCCCCUGUGAUUCAUAGUGAUAUUAAGCCCAGUAAUAUUCUCCUCGAUGCUGAAUUCAAUGCCAGAAUUGGGGAUUUUGGACUUGCCCGUUUGAAAUCGGAUCCCAAUUUGGAUGUUUUGGAUGGUGGGGGUGAUUUUGAGAAGAAAAAGGAGGGGUUUUUGGAUUGUGAUGGUGGUGGGGUUGUUGUUGCCGUGGAUGAUUGUGAAACGGAAAGUGUGAACACUGGUUGUUACUUUGAGGAGGGUAGUUUGGGUGUGGAUCAAUCUCCUGAGUGUUUUGUUAAGGUGCCCAACUUGGAGACCUCGCCAGAGACUAAUGGGGCUGGUGUGUCGGCCUCACCGGAGAUGGCAGUAACAUUGGCGGGGGCGGCGUCUCUAUCGCCGGGGUUUGACAAGGCUAGCAGUGCUCAGAGUGAGAAGGGUGUUAAGAAGAAUGGGAAAGGGAUGAGGAGUAAUUCAGUGAGGGAUUGGUGGUGGAAGCAGGACAAUGAGGAGGUUGCAGCCUCAGGAUCAGGAUCAAAUCCUGUUGGGGAGGGUAAGACGGUGAAGGAUUAUGUGAUGGAGUGGAUUGGGAGGGAUGUUGAUAAGGAAAGGCCAAAGGGCGAAUGGGUUGGAGGAGAAGGUGGGCAAUCGGGGAAGCAAGAGAAGAAGAAAAUGAAGAAGAAGAGUAGGAAGCACCAAUUGGAAUGGUGGGAAUCAAUGGAGGAGGAGAAGUUUGAUGAUGUUUUAAAGAAGGAGAAGAGGAGGCCGGCGAGAGAGUGGUGGAAGGAGGAGUACGGUGAAGAGCUCGAAAAGAAGAAGAAGAAGAAGAAAAAGAGGAAGGGAUUGAAUAGCGAUGAUGAUGAUGGCAAUGGGAGUGAGUGGUGGGUGAGCGACGAUGUUUUGUAUGGGGAUAGGAAUUUGAAGAAGGCCAAGAGUAAGAGCAGGAAUAACCGUGGAGGCACAGAUUGGUGGUUGGAGGGCCUAAGUGGCGACUUAUGGAGAACUCGCCGGAACAGCUUCGAUUCGGCUAGUGGAGAAAUUCCAAAGAGUGGUGGUGUGAGUAGUACUCCAAGCAUGAGGGGAACCGUUUGUUAUGUUGCUCCGGAGUAUGGCUACAGCGGAGAUGUCUCUGAGAAGUGUGAUGUAUAUAGUUUUGGUGUCUUGUUGCUAGUUAUCAUUUCAGGAAGGCGACCCCUUCAGGUGAACGGUUCGCCAUUGUCCGAGUUUCACCGUGCAAAUCUGUUGUCUUGGGCGCGACAUUGCGCUAGAAAUGGGAAGCUCGUCGAGCUGGUUGAUCAGUCUAUUCAGUCAUUAGAUAAGGAUCAGGCUCUUCUAUGUAUCAAGGUGGCUUUGCUUUGUGUUCUUAAGUCCCCUGCUCGCCGCCCUUCGAUGAAAGAGGUUGUGGGAAUGCUUUCCGGGGAGUUGGAGCCACCCCAAUUGCCCAUUGAAUACUCGCCUUCGACCCCUUCUCGAUUCCCAUUCAAGACCCGGAAGAAAGGCCGGUGAGUUUCUAGUAGCAGCUAACCCUUUUACAUGAGCAAUUAUAGUAAUAUACUUGGUACUUCAUAGCUCAAUUUACCAAUGACCCAUAAUUGUAUAGGAAAAUUAGGAGGGAAAAGCUCUGUUCUUAGUUCUUACAAUUGGUUUUCAAGUUCUCUCUAUAUUUCUUUUAUCUCCUUUUAGUUUUUAUUGUAGCCUUUUGAUCUUAUUGUUUUCAAUUAUCCUUGAUUUCAUAGUAAUACCAUUGUGGCCUACUAGUUGGAGAUUGAUAUGUGUAUAUAUAGAUACACCUCACAUAUUCUUUCACACUAACUUAUAGUCUUUGCCUUGUGAUUGUUGUUUAUCUUUUGGGAGUUAUAAGUUAUGACUUAUGAGUUAUGACCCAUUCUUUAGUGAUUAGGAUUCAAGAAUGAGGCCAUCUUUGUAGUUUACAUUUGGAGAUUAAUUAAUGUUAUCAAUAUACAUCACAUUUAGCUAAACUUGCAAAGGAAGUUACUCCUUU
Arachis ipaensis is the source of this 2434-nucleotide messenger RNA. RefSeq names its product receptor-like serine/threonine-protein kinase At2g45590. Gene Ontology annotation, molecular function: protein kinase activity; ATP binding. Lineage: Eukaryota; Viridiplantae; Streptophyta; Magnoliopsida; Fabales; Fabaceae. The record is from RefSeq and is a predicted model, not a curated record. Gene Ontology annotation, biological process: protein phosphorylation.